Messenger RNA from Poeciliopsis prolifica (blackstripe livebearer), 3992 nucleotides. RefSeq names its product p53-induced death domain protein 1 (gene pidd1). The transcript has 15 exons. Bases 418 to 3246 code for a protein of 942 amino acids. Gene Ontology annotation, molecular function: protein binding. Gene Ontology annotation, biological process: signal transduction; apoptotic process; DNA damage response. The record is from RefSeq and is a predicted model, not a curated record. NCBI's taxonomy places the organism in Eukaryota, Metazoa, Chordata, Actinopteri, Cyprinodontiformes, Poeciliidae.
AAUAGCGUCACACAACAAUAAGUCAAACCUGAUUUUAAAAUUUCCCGUUUGUAUCCCGGAAAACUGUGAUGGCUAGGAGAAAAAAACAUAUAUUUUAAAGUAGUAUGCACAUUUGGUUGACUAUUUAAAGAUAGUUAUGGCUUAUAUUUACUUAAGAUCGGUGUAUGCGACUUUUAUACUUACACUUUCUUCGUACAUUGAAUUUGUCUUGAUAAGGGGUUCUCACCACUUAUCCUUACUGCCAUGAAGUACCAAUUUGCCUGUAAUCAGUCAUGUGACGUAUUAUGAAAAGCGAGAACCCGAGAAACAUCACUGCAGUAGUAAAAGUGUUUUAUAAACGCUUUUUAUGGAGAGAGCCUCAUGAGGAAAGUGGAGACCUUGAUCUUCGUUGGACUCUAAAACAAAGCAGGUCAGAAGAUGGAGAAUAACGCAUCCGAAAAUCUAAACGUCCCCCCAGCAUUGCUGGCUUGUAGGGAAUCGGUACCUGGUUUGAGAGAACCACAUCAUGCGGCUGGAGCUGAGACUGCUGAACCAGAGAGGGAGGCUUUCUCAACGGAUCCCAGUGAUCGCUCCAUCUCAAGCCUCUCUUCUUCUUUCUCGUCGAUGUUUCAACCUCUUUCUUCAUCUUCAUCAUCUUCCCGUGGCUCAGUCCUGUCUCUGUCGCCACCCUUGCCUCCUUCUGUGGAGCUUUCUGCAAUCAUGACAGACACCAGGCUGACCCUGGAUGUUUACCUAGGAGGAGCAGCUGCGUUGCCCUUGGUAUGGGGGUAUGACCCUGAUCAUCUGAGGGGCAUCAAGUACCUCAGACUGGGCUCCGAGGACAAACCUGGGCUUGAUGCUGCACUGGAUGUCCUUCCCCAUAUGACAGGGCUUCACUCUUUGGCCAUCCGGGGACAUCGUUUUUAUGACUCACGAGGUGAUCCCCUGCCUGGAUUCCUCACCAGUUUGCCAGACUCCACGUCAAAUCUGUCUCACCUGAAAUAUGUGGAUCUCUCUUUCAACCAGCUUACCUGUAUGCCAUCAUGCCUGCUCCAACUGCCGGCACUGUCCAUGUUGCUUCUCUGCCACAACCACAUCUCAGCUUUGCCUCCAAAUCUAGGCCAAUUAUCAUCCUUAACCUACCUGUCUCUGAUGGGGAAUAAAUUGGUGUCUGUUCCCCCAAGCGUGGGCCAACUAAAAGCGCUGCAGAGGCUCGAUGUAUCAAAUAAUGUUCUCCAGCAUCUGCCUGAUGAAAUUGGUUUCCUGGGGGAGCUUGUUAAGUUGGAAUUGUCUCGUAACAAGCUGAAAUGGCUUCCAGAGAGCAUGGGCUCUCUUGUUUCUCUCAGGGAACUAGUCAUUUACAGCAAUGAGUUCCGGGUAAUUCCAAAAUGUCUGAAUGAACUCCCUCUGCUUACAAUGGACGUUCGCGAUAAUCCUUUGGGAAAACCUCCGACGCCGCCUCCUUUGCCUCCCGCACCGGAUCACCCAAAAAUCCCAAAGUUGCAUCUUAGAUUCAACAAGCACAGCUUCUUUGUUUCGUCUGCUGGUUGCCAAGUGUUUCUCCCAGGAGGGGCUGAGCUGUUGUUCCCCCCUGGAUGCCUGAUGACAACCACCAAACUCAUGUGGGGUGAGAAAAGGCCAAACAGGAAGUGGGUGUGGCUGGAGGAACACGACAUCCUCCUGAGUCGGCCCCUGGAGCUUCGUCCUCAUGGUGUUACGUUUUUAAAGCCUGUGGAGGUGUGUGUGCCGUAUCAUCGGACCAAACGAGGGGAGGUGGUGUUGCGCAUGUUUGAUGGGCAGACAUGGAGCACUCUGCCCACUGAACUCAGGAGAGGAAGUGAGGAGCAUUGUUGUCAUCCUGGGGGACGUCCAGCCAGGCUGGCAUGUUCCUCUGUGAGCCACUUCUCUUGGUUUAUGGCAGUGUCCAGACCGGUAAGGGAUACUUGCUCUGUCACACCAGCAGGAGCUCUUCUGGUGUCCAGCUCCAACCCUGGAAUAAAGCUUCACUUCCCUCCUGACUCCACUGCACAGACUCGCACUAUAACCCUACAGGUGCUGCAGGUGUCUGAGUUUGAGGUGCAGGCUCUGUGUGGCGAUCCUCAGGCCAGAGUCAGCCCCCUCCUCUGCCUCUCCCAGACUCCUACCUCACAGUUCCUGCAGCCAGUUAAAGUCCAGAUCCCUCUGCCACCCGGAAUCACAGGGCAUGAAGCCGAUGUGUCUCAAUUACAUGUGCUUCACGGAGAUCCAGCUGCUCAAACCUGGACUGACAUUACAUCACAAGUGUCUCUGUAUGUUACCCAUCUGUACGCCAUUUUCUACAUUACCCACUUCUCCUGGUACUGGCUGUGGUACACUACGCAGCGUUGUGUUAGCGGGGUGGUCAGGAAGGUUUAUCAACGGUUAAAACAAUUUAAAGUCCAGUUUCUCGUCCUCCAGCGGAAGACGGAUCCCGCUCAGGUUCUGCUGCAGUGCCUGCCUGCUAACAAGAUGGAGGGCAGAGUUCAGUCUUUGUCUGAGCAAUAUGAUGGACCUCACCCCUCAGACCUGUGUGACCUGCUGGAAGGAGAGCAGUUCUUCGCUGGUUUUGAGAAGGGCUUAGACAUCGUCACAGACCGGCCGGAUUGUGUUGAGGGGCGUCUAUGUUUUGUGUUUUACUCCAGUCUGAAAAAUGUGAAGGAAGUGUACAUUUGUUCUACUCAGGGGCAAAAAGGGCCGGUGAGAGGACAGGUGUCAUUCUACAGAGGGGAGAUUCCCAGUGAUCUGCCAGACAAAGUAGCCAAAAAGAGGAAAGGACUUGACACCCAGUGGCUCGCUACUUUACCAUUAAGACUUCCUGCACUGAAUUCAGACAACAGUUUUAACAUGGAGGAGCUUCAAUAUCCUCCCCUGAACCUGGGUGACCCAGAGAGUGGUUACCUUACAGAAGCCAACCUGCUGUCCAUCUCCCUGCAGAUUGGACGGGACUGGCGUGUCAUUGGUAUUAACCUUGGGAUGAGCUAUGAAGAGUUGGACCGCAUAGAGUACAAACAUAGGGACAACCUGGGUGCCUUAGUGCUGGACAUGCUGUUUCACUGGGCCCGAGGACAGAGGAAUGCAGGACCUGGGUCAGUGUCCAGGCUCAUGGCCGCUAUGACAGAAAGCGGCAGGAGGGAUCUGGCAGAGGAGAUCGAGGACAUAGUCAGUCUUGGAAGGAGAAAGUACACAGAGUCGCUGAAGAGAGUAGGUCUGGAAGCAGAGAGCUCCUCUGUUGGGGAAGCACAGCAGUAGAUCAGCCCACACUGGGCGCAGAUGGCUUCUUUACAUUUGAGCAACCUGCUUGUUUACACUGAGGCCCCAUCAUCCUGUCCGGCUCUCUGAUCAACUGUCAUAAUGUGCAAAACCGUCUGAGAUACCAGCCUCCAAAUGAUGGGGCUUUUAUAAGACUUUUUUUUUUUUAAGUCAACAGCAUUAGGACCAGUUUCACGGUCGGCUGCCAUUUUGAAGAUUCAAUUUAGAAAGCAUAACGCUACUUCUAAUGUAAUAUAUUUGUAUUUUUAGAAUUAUCCAUAACUUUGUGUAAAUAUUUUUGACUCGGGGAUCAAAAUAUUUCUGAAGUGCUUUUGACUGGCAUCUACAAUUGUUGAAGAUCAUUUGAUAGAAAACUGGGAUAAUUGAGGGGUUUUUUUUGUCCUGAAAAUUAUGUUGGUAAUAAAAAGAAAUAAUGCUCCAAUGCAAUUUACAAAAUGUGACCAUAUGUUGUCAUUUAAUGAUAAUAAGUAAUUUGGUUAUUUAUUAGCUCCCUAUUAUUAUAGUUUAUUAGCCAAAUUUAAAUGUUAUGAAUAAUGAUCACAUUCAUCUUCUGGAAAAGCCUACUCAAAUUUCUUUCAUAAAUCUGAUCGAGAAUCUGUGAAGGAAGCUAAAGAUUAAAAUGAUAGCAAGGAGGCCUUCCAACCUCCAAGAGGUAGUCAUCACAGAUAAAUCCUCAAAAUUGCAUUGGUAACAUGUAAAAGCUUUACAGCAAUGAUUAAAAGUGU